AUGAGCAGCGAUAUCCCCUGCUUCAAGCUUGUCGAGACCGAAAAGACGCUCGCCUUUCUCGACAUCAACCCGCUCAGCCGAGGCCACGCCCUCGUCAUCCCCAAGUUCCACGGCGAGAAGCUGACCGACAUCCCCGAUGAGCACCUGAGCGACAUCCUGAUCCCCAAGCCGAACCCGGAGGAAGGCCUCGUUAUCGGCUGGCCCCAGCAGGCGACCGAUAUGGACAAGCUCAAGGCGUUGUUUGAGGAUAUCAAGUCCAAGGUGUAA
Molecule: messenger RNA, 267 nt
Organism: Chaetomium globosum CBS 148.51
Lineage: Eukaryota; Fungi; Ascomycota; Sordariomycetes; Sordariales; Chaetomiaceae
Exons: 4
Coding region: 1-267 (88 amino acids)
Biological process (GO): nucleotide metabolic process
Molecular function (GO): catalytic activity
Source: RefSeq, a predicted model, not a curated record